Solanum pennellii is the source of this 381-nucleotide messenger RNA. Its product is annotated as 11-oxo-beta-amyrin 30-oxidase-like. The coding region runs from base 1 to 381 and encodes 126 amino acids. NCBI's taxonomy places the organism in Eukaryota, Viridiplantae, Streptophyta, Magnoliopsida, Solanales, Solanaceae. The transcript has a single exon. The record is from RefSeq and is a predicted model, not a curated record. Gene Ontology annotation, molecular function: oxidoreductase activity, acting on paired donors, with incorporation or reduction of molecular oxygen; monooxygenase activity; iron ion binding.
AUGUUUGCAAGAGUCCUUGGAGAAACAACAAAAUUGGGAAAUAUAACUUUACCUUGUGGAGUUCAAGUCAAUAUACCUACACUUUUCGUUCAUCGUGACCAAGAAAUAUGGGGAAAUAACGCCAAUGAAUUCAACCCAGAAAGAUUUAGUGAAGGUGUUGCAAGUUCAACAGACGGAAAAUUUGGUUAUUUCACAUUUGGAUUUGGUCCUCGAGUAUGCAUUGGACAAAACUUUGCUAUGUUAGAAGCUAAAGUCGCGCUUGCCAUGUUCUUACAACAUUUUACAUUUGAAAUUUCUCCGUCUUAUGUCCAUGCUCCUUAUCUUGUGGUUACACUCCAAGCUCAGUAUGGAGCACAAGUAAUAUUACGUAAAGUUGCUUGA